Molecule: messenger RNA, 1474 nt
Organism: Phanerochaete carnosa HHB-10118-sp
Lineage: Eukaryota; Fungi; Basidiomycota; Agaricomycetes; Polyporales; Phanerochaetaceae
Exons: 6
Coding region: 49-1254 (401 amino acids)
Biological process (GO): response to heat; protein refolding
Cellular component (GO): cytoplasm; nucleus; cytosol
Molecular function (GO): ATP binding; Hsp70 protein binding
Source: RefSeq, a predicted model, not a curated record
CGCUAACGACCUCUUCUUACUUUCUCCUCUCCGCCUGUGGUAUCCGUCAUGGUCCAAGAGACAAAAUAUUACGAUUUCUUAGAAGUCUCGCCCGAUGCCUCAGAGGCCGACCUCAAAAAGGCGUACCGCAAGAAAGCUCUGCGGCUACAUCCAGACAAGGGCGGCGACCCGGAGCUUUUCAAGGAAGUCACACACGCCUACGAAGUCCUGUCUGACCCGCAAAAGCGAAGCAUCUAUGAUGCACGAGGAGAGGCUGGCUUGAGCGAGUCUGGUGGAAUGGGUGGUAUGGACCCACAAGACCUGUUCUCACAACUAUUUGGUGGUGGCGGGUUCUUCGGCGGGGGUGGCGGCAGGCAGCAAGGGCCGCGCAAGACGAAGGACCUCGUGCACCGUGUCACCGUCUCGCUCGAAGACCUCUACAAGGGCAAGAUCACGAAGCUCGCGCUCACGCGCAACAUCAUCUGCGGCAAGUGCCACGGCAAGGGCGGCAAGGAGGGCGCCGUGCGCGAGUGCGAACGCUGCGGCGGCCGCGGUAUCCGCAUCAUGAUGCGCCAGAUGGGCCCGAUGAUCCAGCAGAUCCAGCAGGCGUGCGACGAGUGCCAGGGCACGGGCGAGAUCAUCAACAACAAAGACAAGUGCAAGACGUGCAACGGCAAGAAGGUCUCCUCCGAGAAGAAGAUGCUCGAGGUCCACAUCGACAAGGGCAUGAAGGGCGGCCAGACGAUCACCUUCCGCGGCGAGAGCGACCAGGCGCCGGGUGUUACCCCCGGAGACGUCAUCAUCGUUAUCGAGGAGAAGCCGCACGAGCGGUUCAAGCGCAAGGACAACCACCUGUUCACGACCGUCGAGGUCGACCUCCUGACUGCGCUCGCUGGCGGCCAGUUCGCGAUCAAACACCUGGACGACCGCGCGCUUGUCGUGAAGGUCCACCCGGGCGAAGUUCUCAAGCACAACGCUCUGAAGGUUAUCCCUGGCGAAGGCAUGCCGUCACAGCGGCAUCACGAACCCGGCGACCUGUUCAUCCGCCUACAAGUGCGCUUCCCGGACGAAAUCCCGGCCGAGUCAGCCCCACUGCUUGAGAAGGCGCUGCCGGCGCGCAAGCCGCUAGAAAAGUUCCCAAAGAACGUCAUGCUCGAGGAGGUCGAGGCCGUCGAGGCCGACGCGCGGCAGCUCGAGUACGCGGAGGCGGGCGAGGCGAUGGACGAGGACGAGGACGGCGAGGGCGAGCCGCGCGUGCAGUGUGCGAACCAAUAGAUCGCUAGAGCCACCCCCACGGACAUCUUGCCCCCCUACCCCCAUCUUCCGCUGACGACCACCCUGUAUCCAUUGUCUUGUGCUGCCUCACGUUGUCGCUGUCUCGUUCGCUGUGUGUUCUCAUGGAUCCCGCUCUGUUGCAUUAUUCAAGUACAAUACCUAUCACCGACACUAGAAGCUUACGCGACAGCUUAAUGUGCUAUUUAUUGUUCAAUUUACA